Molecule: messenger RNA, 3360 nt
Organism: Larimichthys crocea (large yellow croaker)
Lineage: Eukaryota; Metazoa; Chordata; Actinopteri; Sciaenidae
Gene: cited4a
Product: Cbp/p300-interacting transactivator, with Glu/Asp-rich carboxy-terminal domain, 4a
Exons: 2
Coding region: 204-917 (237 amino acids)
Biological process (GO): regulation of DNA-templated transcription
Cellular component (GO): nucleus
Molecular function (GO): transcription coactivator activity
Source: RefSeq, a predicted model, not a curated record
UCUCUGUGCUUUAUAGAUGCAUAUAAUCCCUGAGUUGACCCAGAAAACAAACUCCUCUGACUGCCGAGACGCCGCAGAGUUUUUGAAUCCGCCGCAGGGCUGCAUGUAGCCGGAGCAUCAGCUGGAGAAACAACCCCGGCACUGAUCCAACUUCUCCGUACGGAUACCACCAUUUAAUACAAUCGGGGGGUGACAGAGCAGCCAUGGCUGAACACAUGAUGAUGCCCAUGACCCACGGCUUCAGGAUGGGCAUGAACGGACCUCCACAACACAACGGCCAGCCAGGCCUGCGCAGUAUGCCCAACGGCCAGGUGAUGCACUAUGGCAGGAACCCUCAGAACAGCAUGGAAGCUGCCAUGAGACAGCGGCCGGGCAUGGUGGGACCUGGAGGGAUGGCCGGACCAGUGAACGGAGCUCCCAUGGCUAACCACCAUCACCAGAUGAUGUCUGGGAACAUGAUGUACAAUGGCCAGGCCCCGCAGCAGCAGCAGCACCACCACAUGCACCCCCAGCAGCAGCAGCAGCAGCAGCAGCAGCAGCAGCAGCAGGGACACCCUCAGCAGUACCUCCCUGGUAACCUCACAUCUCAGCAGCUCAUGGCCAGCAUGCACCUGCAAAAACUCAACACUCAGUACCACGGACACCCGUUGAGCUCAGCCAAUGGUCACCACCAUCCCAAUGGUGCUCAGUACCGGGUUGGUCCGGCCCAGCUAUCAGGCAUGCAGCACAUCGGUGGCCCUUUGGGGCUAAAUGGCAUGGACAUGGAUCUGAUCGACGAGGAGGUUCUGACUUCACUCGUGCUGGAGUUUGGGUUGGAUCGCGUUCAGGAGCUGCCCGAGCUCUUCCUGGGACAGAAUGAGUUUGACUUCAUAUCGGACUUUGUGUGCAAACAGCAGCCGAGCACGGUGAGCUGUUGAGCGGAAGCGGCCUGGAAACUGGUUUGGUUUGUAUGGACUGGACACCCCAAAGAAUGACUGAGCGGUCACAGUAGCACAGCGAGAGGAGACAAUCUCUCUGUUCAGUUUGGGUGUUUCUGUGUCUGUGUAUUUGACAGUGUCUAGUACGCCCUCACACUGACCUGCCUGCGAAUUGAAUGAAGAAUUGUAUUGAGAGAAAACGCAGCAAAGCACCAGGUCUCUCUUCCUUGAGCCGGUUCCAAUAAUAUCUGUCCUCUUUGGCCAAAUUGAGGCAUCCUGAUGCAGUGGGCUCUGUCUGUACCCAUCUGGCCCUCAGCACAUGUGCCUGCAGUGCCAAGGCUUUGGGAUAAUUGUAAACUUAACACAACGAGGGAACGCCUGAAAAGACUAUCCAUCUGGGUCUGCUAGAUUCUGUGGCAUCUCCAAAUGUAUUUUAUCUCCGAUGACACUUUCAAGUAGUAGCAGACGUUUUACAAAUUUAUAUAAGGUAGUCCUCUGAAUUUUGUUUAUACAAGGAUGAAGGGAUUAAGAACAGAUUUUCUUUUUUUUUUCUUCUUCUGGCAAUUUGCGUGCAUAUUGAAGGCUGGAUCUUCAAAAACCGAGUUCCUACAAAAUAUUACACAUUUCCUCGAAGAGCAGGAGAGUGAGGAUGUGCAGCAUUCCUGGGUGGCGUGAUGGGGUUUAUCUUGAAUUGGUCAGGUGAAAUGUGUUACACUGAUUUUCUUUUUGGAUUUUUUUUUUUUAAAGCUUUGCGUGUCAUUUACCUGACUUUGAUAAAAAAAACAAAAAAAUCUGCAAUCAUUAAAUGUAUCGCAUCUGUUCCCUUGCUAAUUGACUGUGAUUGAACCAUUGGCAAAGUAGCGCAUUGCUUAGAAUGUUGGCUUAAACAAAGCAUUUAUGUGUAGAAGAUGUCUCGGGAGGCCUCUCGGGCUCUUGAUUCAGACAUUUAGCUGCUCAAUGUAAGCAAAUCUUGGGUUACCGCUUAGUAGAAUUUCAAGAAUUGUUAAGGAAGGAAGAAACCUGUUCGUAUGUGAGAAACACCAUCACCGUGGCGUGUUGCAACACCCAAGAAAAGCCGAACAACAACAACAACGAAAAAAAGCAGCCGUCAGAGGGUGAAGGUGUUGGUCUAAGGUGAAAAGAAAGAAGAAGAAAAAAAAGUGUGUGAUUGCAGAAUUUGCAUCUGUGUGUUAUUUGUGUACAUCUGUGUGUGGCCAGUGCAGUGAGGCAUUUAAAAAACCCCAUCGAAUGGCGUCCUCCUCCCUAAAACCAUUGCCCAGUCUUGCUGAAGGUGAUUGGAAGCUGCACCGGAGGAGGGUGGUGUGAGAGAGAGAGAGAGAUCUUGAUGUGUGGACACAAUGUGUGGACACAGCACUCCCCGGCAGCACUUAAGUUUAAUCAUUAUUUAAAGCUGCAGCUACCUGUGGCAUUGAUUUCAUUCGUCAGGAGGCGUGAGCGAAGAGCACAAAGUGUGCAAAGUUGUUGUUUUUGCCAUAGAUUAGCUUACACUGCUGCUUUUCUACUGAUUAGAUUUAAAUUACAUGUUCUCACACGCUUGUCUUAAUUGAGGUCGGCUUGCACAUUCUCCAAUGUCUCAAUAAUUAUAAAACGGACAUGUUCUGUUGGGCUUUUUCUUUUUUUUUUUUUCCUGCGCAGUUGGUAAUUAGGUUUUUGUCAAGGUUGCUGCAGUUUGCCGCCGCUGGCCGGUUGAGGGAGAACUUCCUGCACUCGUAAGGCUAUUUGUAGAGCUGUCAGAGGGGUCAGGGCUGCGCUGCUGCACUGUGUUAAUCUGUUCCAAUGCAACUGAGCUGCUGUCCCUGUCUCUCUGGAGAUCUGCCAUCUCUACGCUCUCGAGUCAAACAAUGGGCAUUGAAACACUGUCAUAGAGGCAGAAAAUCGCCAGAGAGUUCCUGCUCUGUUUCACUUCCUGCCCUGGCAAACUGCAGCAAGGCAAACUCAUAACCUCACAGUUAAAAUGGAAAUUCUUCUGGCCUUAGCGAGACAGUGGCCUCUGAUUACUGCUAUAUCAAUAAGCGCAGCCUUCUUGUGUAUCGUAUCUUUGUACUGUAGACUAGAGGUGAAGUUGAUCUAGACACAUUUAAGGUACUAAAAUGUCAAGAUGUAAAUGUAAAUCAGUGGCUGAUUUUGAUGUGUUGACAAAAGAUUAUAACCUACAUUUUUACAACAAGUGUGUAGAUACAGUAUGGGUGUACCAAUGGGUUUUUUUUUUGUUUUUUUGUUUGGGUGCCGGGCCUGAAGCUUUAAGACCAAGUAGACUGCAUGUUAAAGCAAGCGUGAGGGAUGAUACCACUUUCCCACAAAGCAGCUGAGAAUGUACAGUCCAACACAUUGUGGGAACUUGUCUUAAGAUGGUAGAUAAACAUGUGAGAUUGUACUCCUUGUUCCAAAAUUACACAUCAUUCAUUUGGGUAACCCCCCACCC